AUGGUGGUUGAGUCUGAGGAAAAGGAUAAGGAAACUACAACUGUCGCCACUACAUCUGUAAUCACUACAACUGAAUCCACUGCAACGGGCGCUGAUACCGAAAAUGAAUCGACUACACCAACUUCCGAAGGAUAUCCUGCAAAUGUAAGUCUCUUUAUUUAUUACCUGUUGUACCAUAGAAAAGCCAAUGUGUACGCUAUUUCUAGCAUUCAACGAGAAAAACCUAUGCGUUUGGCAGGUUUCCAGAAACAGAUUCUCGCGACACUAUUAAAUCUUAACGAAUCCUUUCAGACUACAGAACCUUCAUCCUCAGAUAAUGUGACACCUCCACGGUACGUGACUCCUCCCACGGAAGAAACUUCGACGCUGUGUCCACCCUGCAUAUGUCCUCCUCUUGAAGAGCCGCGCCCCUUUGCCGACUUUUGA
Leptosia nina is the source of this 426-nucleotide messenger RNA. Lineage: Eukaryota; Metazoa; Arthropoda; Insecta; Lepidoptera; Pieridae. The record is from the annotation of a GenBank genome assembly.